AGACCUUCUGCAUCAUUGGGCCCGGGUGCCUGCACCGUAGUCGAGUCAAUUCAAGCAAUCUCUGCGCCUGACGAAUCCUGGACUCCAAGGCCUGAUCGAUAAGCCAAAGGUGCCUUUACUGAAAUUUUGGACAGUUGCAUGUGCACAACUGCCAUGGAGCUUGCGUUUGAGCCGGACCGUGCCCCUCCGUCAAGGACUCCAUGCCAAUGAUUCAUUAAUGGCUUACCAAACGCAACUUGCACGUUCAUUUUGCCAUCGAGCGUUAAGGGAAUAUACACCACCGUGUUCGCAGUAUAAAGAGCAGGUAUCCUAGAACCGUAGACACCAUCAUACUCAUAUCCCAUAUCCACCAUUGAAAUGGCAGCUCCCAUUAAGACUUGCGUUCUCGGUGUCGGUCUCGCAGGCCUGACGUUCCAUGUCCCCUUCGUCCUUGCACUCCCUGACCUGUUCAAACUUCAUGCUGUCCUUGAGCGCAAACCUGCGGGUCCAGGAGGCAAGCUCCAAGAACGCUUUGGAGCCGACGUAGCCAAGGACGUCAAGAUCUACAACACCCUUGACGCUGUCCUAGCUGAUCGUGAGAUUGAGCUCGCCAUUGUUGGUACUCCCAACGAGACCCAUUACGAUUUUGCCAAGAAGGUCCUAGAGGCAGGCAAACAUGUAUUGGUCGACAAACCUAUCACCGCCAACUACGCUGAAGCAGUUGAGCUCGGCAAGCUAGCGCAGUCAAAGAACCUUGUGUUCUAUCCCUACCAGAACCGUCGUUGGGACUCUGACUUCUUAGCCCUCCGUUCCCUCCUUUCAUUGCCUGCCGAUGACCCUCAAUCCCUCGGAAACUUGUUCGAGUUCGAAUCACGAUUCGACCGUUUCCGUGAUGCCCUUAAAGGUACCUGGAAAGACCUUCCCCUGCCCGGGGCAGGUCAAACCUACGACCUCGGCGCCCAUCUGAUCGACCAAGCCCUUGUUCUCUUUGGUCGUCCAGCCAAAGUUACCGCACAUAUUGAGAACCUACGUGGGCUUGGAAACAAGGAAGUCGAUGAUAGGUUCACCAUUUUCCUCCACUAUCCCUCCCUCCCACCAAAGACCUCCGCCUCCGUAACCCCCACAUCAUUCACCGCCAUCCUCCGAGGAACCACACUCUCCGUCCGAUCUCCUCAACCUCGUUACGUCGUAAGAGGUACCGGAGGUACUUUCACCAAGUUCGGUGUUGACCCUCAGGAAGAUCAAUUGAGGGCGAUCAAGUCGCCUGCUGAGAUCGUUGACCCUCAGAAUACUGCUUACGGAAAAGAACCUGAGACUUUAUGGGGUACCGUGGAGAAUUUGCGGAAUGGUCAGGUUGUCAAAUCGGUUUGGCCUUCGACGGAGAAGGGUGAUUACGCUGGUCUGUUCAAGGACGUUGCUGCGUCUAUUCGUGAGGGAAAGAACCCUGCAGUCAAGUGGACAGAAUCUGCUGAUGUCAUUGAGAUCAUCGAGUUGGCGCACCAGAGUACGAAAGAGGGCAGGACGCUGGUCGUUCCUACCCGUGCUUAGGUGCAUUGACGUUUGACACACGACAAAGAUUGAAAAGGAAUUCAAUGAGUUAGAAAAGAUGAAGCUUCUUCGAUGUACUUGUACGCUUGCAUUUUAGAGAUAUCCAAGAGUUUUCUUGUUUUCGUGCACCAU
Messenger RNA from Somion occarium, 1659 nucleotides. Lineage: Eukaryota; Fungi; Basidiomycota; Agaricomycetes; Polyporales; Cerrenaceae. The record is from the annotation of a GenBank genome assembly.